Molecule: messenger RNA, 357 nt
Organism: Fusarium venenatum
Lineage: Eukaryota; Fungi; Ascomycota; Sordariomycetes; Hypocreales; Nectriaceae
Source: RefSeq, a predicted model, not a curated record
AUGCUUUUUACCACCGUUCUCGUCACUGCUGCCCUGGCCAUGGGCGCCAGCGCCGAGCCUCAAGGCGAUGAACUACCCUUCAAUAUCAUCGGCUCCCGCAUUUGGAGUUCUCCAGACUGUGGAAACAACGAGAACAUCGGAAACCUUGGCGAAUUGACCACACACCGCGACGAGCUUGGCCAAUGCUUCAAGUUCAGUGACAAGGUCAAAUCUGUCAGCCAGACUGAACACGUCAAGGGCUGCAAGCUUUUGGUAUUCCAAGAUACGCAUUGCAGGCAUGGAGAGAAGAGCCCUAAGGAUUUUCAAUGUCUCAAGGCCCCGACCUUUUUCAAUAGCUACAAGACUGUAUGCAAGUAA